Messenger RNA from Echinostoma caproni, 462 nucleotides. Lineage: Eukaryota; Metazoa; Platyhelminthes; Trematoda; Plagiorchiida; Echinostomatidae. The record is from the annotation of a GenBank genome assembly.
AUGCCGUCUAUAGGUGCCGUCGAUGUCGUCCGUGCAAUAUUCGACAAUUGGACUUCACACUGGGGUGCACCCAUCCAGUUGCAUUCAGAUCGAGGGUCCAGCUUCGUGAACCAGGUAGUCGCAAAAUUGUGUCAAGUCUGCGGAAUCCAGAAGACAAACACCACGGCCUACCACCCGCAAGCAAAUGGGCAAACCAAACGAACCAACCGGUCUCUAAAAGGAUUACUGAAGGCAUUUACCAACGAAUGCAUCACUCGAGAACGGGAUUUGGCCCUCACGUCUUGCCUAUUGGCAUACCGAGCUGCGGUUCAUUUGCCGAUCAGACACAAAUCAAAUGCGAUGUUAACCGGGCGCGAAGUACGACUUCUAUCCGAUAUUUUCAUGCCGUUCCUCACAACAGACACCCUUCUAUCAACUGAAUACGCACGGAACAUUAAACAACGAGCGCAUCCAAAGCACUGA